Molecule: messenger RNA, 6372 nt
Organism: Numida meleagris (helmeted guineafowl)
Lineage: Eukaryota; Metazoa; Chordata; Aves; Galliformes; Numididae
Gene: DYTN
Product: dystrotelin
Exons: 16
Coding region: 4056-6233 (725 amino acids)
Biological process (GO): synaptic signaling
Cellular component (GO): plasma membrane
Molecular function (GO): zinc ion binding
Source: RefSeq, a predicted model, not a curated record
AAAAAGGAGCUUGGGAAACCUGGAUGUCACAGGGGAGUUGGAAAUAAGACUGUAGUUUCUUACACAAAAUGUAUAUGGGAGAAGCAAGGUUUCACUGGUACAAGUAUAUUCAUGGAGAAGUUCACAUGGAAGUUGUAGAGAGAGGAGUUGUAAGAAGUCUUGAAGUAAGGGGCUAAGAAUCAUUAAUUUCAUGCGGAAAUCAUCUCCAGAGAAUUAGCUUCUUGAACUGUAUGCACAGAAAAUUGGUUGAGUCUCUAGGAGAAUCUGGAGGCGGGUGUCUUGGGAGACUAGAAGAGAGAAGGAUGCUAUCAGUAGUUUUUACAAACCACACUUGAUUUGUUUAUUAUUCUAAGACAGGAACUUCUGUAAAAUGUAUUUAAAUUUAUAUUUUUCUAUAUGAAAUAUGAUCUUGUAGUCUCUUUAGUAUUUGAGUUCUUUUAUUCUUCUUGUGGAGAUAAUAGUUCAAACUGCGCAUUUCAAGUGUGAACAAUGCACAGCUGUUAAGGAGAAAUAUAUUGCAGAAACGUUUUAUUUCUAAGCAGACUUACUGGACUUCUGAGUUACUGCCUGAGAACCACAAAGAAUUUUACCUCAGAGAUCUGGAGGAGAAUGAGAAAACAAAUGUCUUGGAUGUCUCUUAUAUCCUAAAUUACUCUAAUUAGUAGUUAUUAACUAAUCUGUAGUAAUUAAACAGUGGCGUGCAAUUCAGAUCUUUACUCAUAGAAAAAUAACAGAACGGAAACUGAAGUUUCUUGGCUUUUUCUUAGGACUGUGUAAAAGAAUAAAAAUAAUAGGAAAGGUAAAAGAUGAUAAUAUAUUCAAAGUUGAUUACAUCAUGUUAGAUUUAGUCAUAUAUUGACAAAUGUGGGUUUUCUAUAAGUAAUAAGUAAUUUCUUGUACACGUUUUCUCAGAAGUUACUGCUGAGGCUGUGUAUGCAGGAUAUUCAUAGCUUUGAUGAAUUCUGUAUUGAGAAAUGUGUUCCACAUUGAGAAAUAUAUGAAAAUGACCCUUAAGAUAAAUGGAUAUAUCUUAAAAAUGUUAUAUAUAUUCUCCAUAUUUGGAUCUACUAAAGACAGUGUAAGCUUUCUGUGUAAUUGGAGCGUUCCUUAUUCUAGGACAUUAAUGCCAGGGCUUACUAUUUUUUCUCUUUGUGUUGUUGCACCAACAGUUGCAGCCCGCUGUGCUUUCUGCCUUAGUGUUCCAGCAUCCACCUUUUUUUUUUUUGCUCUCUAUAGCAACACUGUUUCUCAGCAACUGGGAGACGCUUAGCAGAGGCCCCUCAAUUGAAAAAUAUUGCACUCCAAUGAUAAGAAAAAUUGUCUUUGAAACAAAGACCAAAGAAGUUUUAUCUUGAAUUAUUAAAGAUAUUUAUUACUAAUUAAUUAGUGUUUUCUUUUUUGACUGCUUAGACAAUUACCUGAUACUUUGAUCUGGGCUGUUGCCAGGCAUUUGCUGAGAAUAGCAUUCAUUUAAAAGCAAAACCUUUAGAACUGGGUCUUGAAGUCAGCUUUUAAGUGCUACAAAACUACUGGACUUUUCUGAAGGUGUUUUCUGACCUAUGGGCUUUUAGCAGCUCGCUGAGAUAAAGGUAAGUGCUGUUACUCAAUUUGGAGAUAAUAAUUUCAGCCUUUGAACACAACAUCUCAUGUUUUCACCCUUUUAAAGAAACAGAAGUAAUUGUAGUUUAUUUUAUAGAUAUUUGAACUGUUGCUUGUAUGUUGCCUGAUUUCAAAAGAAGGAAGGCUUCUGUGAUCAAGUCAGUUGAUCUGUUAAGACAUUUCUGCCUUGAUCGCGUUUGUCUUUCUCUGUAUUUUAACUUAAUUGUGCAGUGUGUUUAAAAAUGCAUUUUAUUUGCUAAAGUACAUAUUCUGAGUUCCUGUAUAGACAUACAAAUACAUAUAGGUAGUUAAAGCAUGUUGCUUUUCUUGCACUUUACAGUAGGACGCCAGAAUAAGGCUACUCUCAUUCUGCACUUAACAAUAGUCAUGUUAAUGGGAUUAGAAUUUUUAAUUGUAAAAUUUCUUCCUGUACAUUUGUAACUAAUCUUAUAAUUCUUUUUUGUUUUAUGGAAUUGCUCUUAACUAUUAGUAAAAGGCACAUGCAGCCAAAAAUAUGGGCUGAAAUAGUUAUCAGUGAGCAUUAUCAAUUCAGAUGUGAUGUUUUAGUAGACAAAUGAUCUUCUUCCUCCAUAUUGUAUUCAUUAUGAGGUAGAUAUGCUAAUGGUGGAGUAGAUCCCACUCAUUUCAGCCAAACAGUCCUACUGCAGCCAAGAGCUGGACUGUCUGUAGAGUUUUGUAUACAAAAAUAAAGACCAUAUAUGUUAAUAAUGUCUUUCAGAAAUGGGUAUAACACAUCUGAUGUUACGAUGUCGCAUCAUGACCACUAGUUGAGUAAAACACUUAAGCACGUACUUAACUUUGAUACUUUCCUUGAAUACCAUAGUACAAACGUAUAAUGUAUUUAUCCAUAUGAGUAAUUUAUAGGGUAAGCGUUUCACUGUACUGGAUCGAGAGCUCAUUAUCCUACGUAAGUAUCAAUUGCAAUAUUAUGCACACUGUUAAACUCAGUGAGGCCAAUGGAUCUGUUCUUAUUAGAGCGAGUAAACUGAAUUCUAAUUUAAGUGAGUUUAGCCUGUAAAUUUUUAUAUUCAUCUUCUUGUUUUAUUUUACAUGCCUCUGAUAGAGAGACAAAAGGAGGAAAAAAGAGGCAAGUAAUGUAUUUGUACAUCUGUCAUUUAUCAAACGUGUAGGGUUCAGGUUGUUACAUGUGCCUUAUGUUUAAUUCAUUGCUCAGGAUCUUCUGAUUUCAUUGGUUUCCCUCCAUUGAUUUUUCUGUCAAAGUAUGCAGAGACAUAUAAUGCUGCAUCCAUUUUAGGAGUAAUUGUAUAAGCAAAGUUGCAUGCCUAUAUAAAUGUUGGGCAAAACUGCAGUCUUGCAGAACUCAAGGUUGAAUCCAAGCUGUAAACCUUGCUAAAGGAAGAAAACAGAGUGAUGCUGAAAAAGGAACAGUGGUAUUUCUUUCAAAGAGGGACUUCAAUAAAAAUGGUGGCGUUGUACUCUAUAAUGAGGAAGUAAUAAAAGCAAGUCUGAAUCCCAUCAUUGUAAAUAUUUAUAGGUUAUUUAGAGACUGAAAUAUAAAGUUGCAGCUUUCACCAAUUAAGAUGAUGAACAAUAUAUUUAUGAUAGAUUCAAUAAUUAUAGAUGAAUGAAUCUUUAUGCUUCAUAAUUGGCCAGUAUUCUCUCAUGUUUAUGACAAAUGAUGCUUUAUGUUUAUGACUCACUGCAAAAAUGUAAAGCAGUGAAAGCUUGGGUAAGUUUUGUUUUAACACUAAAUGUAUUGUUUAGGCUUCAGAUAAUUUUCGAUUAUUUAAUUUUUAUUUAUUCUACUGAGUUUCCAUUUCUUUUCUACUGUAAGCCAUAUAUAUAUAUAUAUAGCCUUUGGUAUCCUCUGUAACUUAGGCCUGUUACGCCUAGUGUAUUUCAGCUGUAAUGGUAGCUGACAGGUAGUUACUAUACUAAAUUCAAAUUUUUAUGUUUAUGUUUAAAAAUAUAAUGUAGUUUAAAGUGUUAAAGACAUAAGUUCUGACAGAAGAAUUUGUUUCUGUUAUUAUCAGUGACACAACUACUUUUGCAUUCAGGGAUGCGUAAGGAAGUAGAUUCACACUUAAGCUUCCUUUUUCACUUCUUUCUGAGGUCAAAAAGGAAUACUGUCAGCUUAACUUGUUAACUUGUUUAGUUAUCUUAUGUGUAAACGCUGGACUCCUGAAUAGUCAAAGAUCUCAUUUCCUGUUCUUCAGCUGCUUUGGGAACAGUUUCCUCCUUCAUGCAAUUUUGCAGUUAGUACAGUUACCCCUGCUUUAUCCUGAGCAGAGAUGAUGCACAUUUCUGGUGUUUCUCCACACCUGACACCAAAUCUACUAUGUUGUUUUAUAUUAUUCUGUUUAAUUUCAUCUAUGCAAUGCAUUUAGUAAAUAUUUCAGAUUGUAAAGUUUGAUUGGAAUGGUUCAAUAUGCCUCAAUAAUGUGAUUUUGCACUUUGAUUUAUUUCAUUAUAGAAUGUCUAAUGCAAUCGGCCAACUUAAAAUGAAUCCAUACUGGCAGGAGGCUUUCAAUGACAUUCAGAGCUCCGUCUACAGAACAGCCCUAAAACUACGCUCACUACAAAGUCUGUGCCAGUUGGAUUUGAUUGAUGUUUAUCUGAUUCAGCACGUCUUAUCAAGUGAACGGAGACAGAGGGAAAAGCAGAUUUCUCUGAAAGUGCAGCAGCUCUCUGGAAUGCUGAAGGAGCUGUUUGAAAGGGCAAGAUUAGAAAAGCCAGGCCAGGUAGAUCCAAGAGCCGCCAAAUUCACAUUGAGCCUGCUAGAAGCUAUGUAUGACAGAUCUGGAACAGGUUAUAUUAAAACUAGAUCUGCUGCAGCUGCCCUUAUUGCCCUUUCAGGAGACACUCCACUUGCUAAAUACAGAGCUUUCUUUGAGUUUUAUGCUGUUCCUGAUGGGAAGAAGGCCUUGAUUACCCGUAAUGCUCUGAGAUGCCUGCGAACAGACUUGAAUCAGAUCCCAGCCAUUGUAGGAGAAAGCUGCACUCUGUCUUGUGUGGAGAUUGCUACUCACAGCUGUUUCCAUGGGGUUCUGAAUUCAGGAAUUGUUGAAGAAAAAUUCCUGUCUUGGCUGAGAUCAGGACCUGCUCUUCUGCAAUGGCUCCCUACGUGUUACAGAUUGUCUGCCACAGAAAUGGUUUCUCACCAUGUUAGAUGUAGAGUCUGCAAGAAUUUCCCCAUUACAGGCCUCAGGUAUCGCUGUCUGAAGUGCCUGAAUUUUGACCUUUGCCAGGUGUGCUUUUUCACUGGCCGUCUCAGCAGAUCACAUAAGAGUUCACAUCCUGUUGUGGAACACUGUGUGCAGAUGUCAGCAAAGGCGAAUGCAAAGCACUUUCUCUGCACUGUCAGAAACAACCUGUUUCAAGACUGCUGCAGAAGAAAGAAGGCUCAGAGAAGAAAGGCUCUGGAGAUAAUGGAGGAGAAGCAGUUCCCUACUCACAAAAAGAUUCCUCCCCCUGCAGAACUCAGUGCUUCACCAUUCCCUAGAUGUGAAAACCUGCCUCUCCCAGUGAACAAACCUGUUCUGGAAUCACCCAAGUUUAUAUCUGAAAACAGAACAGUAAUGCACAAGAGUGAGAAUAACAGCAAGAAACCGGAGCAAGGCAAGACAAAAAUUCAGGUGAUUGCAUCUUUUGAAGCAGAUGUGUUAAAAAUGCACGAUUCCAUCAAAAGUAUUCACAAUAAGAGCAGGUACAUGAAGAAGCAGUUCAAUAAAUGGAAGAACAAAAUGCAAUUUCUUCAUAACUGCCAGGAGGACAAAAGCUUCAAAAUAGAGGCAAAACUCCAAAGCCUGAGAGCAAGCCAUGAAAACCUGGAAAUGGAGCUGCGUAAAAUGAAGCAAGAAGUAGAGACAAUGUUACAGUCAACAGCACAUGCUUCAUUUUCACUGUGUCAGAAUACAAUGCCAAGAGAUCAGCGUGUUCUUCAGGAAAGGAGAACGCAGGGUGGGUUAAACCCUGUUCAAAUAAAGCUCAUUUCCAGAACAAGUACAGAUUGGAAAGCUUUGAAUCACCUCAACUCUGCAAAUAGAAUAGAGGUUUUAGAGUCACCUGAGGCUCCUGCUACAGUGGACUUCGUGUUCUCAGAAGACCCAGUGAAGUCAGUGACCUUGCAGAGUGACAGAGUUUUUAUGGGACGGUUUAAAAAAAUAAAAGAUAAUCAAACAUAUCUGCCAGAAUUGAUGGAAAACUACCACAGUGGCAUCAUAAGGAAUACAGCUCUUACUCCCGCUGCAAUGCAGAUACUACCUGAUAAGAAGGAAUUCUGUGAUGAAGUGGAACUGCGGCAGCUAGUGAUGAAAUUGACAGAUGCAUUGUCUCUUCAAGCCCAACCAGAUCAACAAUCAGCUUUGAAGAAGCAUUUCUUCUCUACAGCUGAACAUGUUUGUAGAUGCUUCUCUGACCUCAUCAACCAGAUGAGGAGCCCGGAACACCAGCGCUGCGACUCUGCUACCACCACACAGCCUGCACCUUGUGCCAGUGCCAAGAGGACAUGCAGGGAACGCUGCUCCCCUGCUCCCCGCCAGCUCUGGUGCAUUGCACGAAGCCCAGAACAGCACUGGGAGAAAUACCAGAAAGAAUGCAGCAGGUCCUGGGUCCUUCUGAAAGCAUCAAUACUGGAAAGCAGCACAACGUGAACAGGAACUCAACAUUUAGUGAUGAAAGCAAGAAAUAGAACUGCCAGAGCCACUGAAGAGAAGACAUGCGGCAUUGCUUACUUAAAGCCCCAUCCUGUCCCCCCAAGGACAAUAGCUGCUACCAGGAUGGCACCAGCGA